UGUUUUAAAGUGGGUAAUCUUGUGAAAGAGCUAGUUAGCUUCAGUUCCCACAACUGCAGACUGACCUCCGCUCCCAAGAUGGCUGGUGUACGAGCCCUUGGCGUUCUCUCCCGAUUGACAGCAAAGAGAUAUGCGCUAUUCACAGGCACUAAUUUUCGCACAUUCUCAGUAGCUCCUGCCAUGAUGGCGCGGACCCAUGUGAACUAUGAAGUCAAGGGAGAUGUUGCUGUGGUGCGGAUCAAUGACCCAAACUCCAAGGUGAACACACUCUCCGUGCAAAUGCAAACGGAGAUGGCGGAGGUGAUGAAUGAAGUGUGGGCCAACGAUGCUGUUCAAAGUGCUGUCCUCAUCUCGUCGAAGCCAGGGUGCUUCAUUGCGGGAGCUGAUAUUAAUAUGAUCCAGGCCUGCAACAGUACAGAAGAGGUCACCAAACUUUCUCAGGAAGGGCAGAAGAUGUUCGAGAAAAUUGAAAAAUCUCCGAAGCCCGUUGUCGCUGCCAUCAAUGGGUCUUGCUUAGGAGGAGGUUUAGAGUUCGCCAUUGCCUGCCAGUACAGAGUUGCAACAAAGAGCAAGAAAACUGUUCUCGGUACUCCCGAAGUAAUGCUGGGUCUUCUGCCUGGAGCUGGUGGUACACAAAGACUCCCCAAAAUGGUCGGUAUCCCCAAUGCCUUCGACAUGAUGCUGACCGGAAGAAAUAUCCGAGCAGACAAAGCCAAGAAGAUGGGCCUUGUUGACCAACUCGUAGACCCUCUAGGGCCUGGACUGAAGAGUCCAGAGGAAAGAACAAUAGAGUACCUCGAAGAAGUCGCCAUCGAAUGUGCCAGAGGAAUCGCCAACAAGAAGAUUUCUCUACGCAAAGAGAAAGGCAUGAUGCAGAAAAUCCAAGACUACGUUAUGGGCAUUAAGUUUGUACGGGAACAGAUCUACAAAACAGUCCAUGGAAAAGUUAUGAAGCAGAGCAAAGGCCUUUAUCCAGCACCUCUGAAAAUCAUUGAAUGUGUGAAGACUGGACUGGAGCAGGGCCCCACUGCUGGAUACUUGGCUGAGUCUCAGAAUUUUGGUCAUCUGGCAAGAACCUCAGAGUCGGCAGCUCUGAUUGGUCUGUACCACGGUCAAGUCGCCUGCAAAAAGAACCGCUUUGGAACCCCUCAGAAAGAAGUGAAGACUCUUGCCAUCUUGGGAGCAGGCCUGAUGGGAGCAGGUAUUGCCCAGGUGACUGUGGACAAAGGUGUGCACACAAUCCUGAAGGACACCACUGUGGAUGGACUGUCCAGAGGAGAACAGCAGGUUUUCAAAGGGCUCAACGACAAGACAAAGAAGAGGAGCAUCACGUCAUUUGAGAGAGACUCUAUUCUGUCCAAUUUAACCGGCCAGCUGGAUUACAGGGGCUUCGAAAAGGCCGACAUGGUUAUUGAAGCUGUGUUUGAAGACAUCAAAAUCAAGCAUGCAGUAGUGAAGGAGGUGGAGGCUGUUGUCUCCCCUAACUGCAUAUUCGCCAGCAACACAUCUGCUCUGCCCAUUAAAGACAUCGCUGCUGCAAGCAAGAGACCAGACAAGGUUGUGGGAAUGCACUACUUCUCUCCAGUGGACAAGAUGCAGCUUCUUGAGAUUAUAACUACUGAUAAGACGUCGAAAGACACGACAGCCUCUGCUGUGGCGGUCGGCCUGAAGCAGGGCAAAGUCAUCAUAGUCGUCGGGGAUGGACCUGGAUUCUAUACGACAAGGUGUCUGGCUCCCAUGUUGGCUGAAGCAGUACGAGUGCUUCAGGAAGGUAUUGACCCCAAGAAGUUGGAUGCCCUCACCACAAGCUUUGGGUUCCCGGUGGGCGCAGCAACACUGGCCGACGAGGUCGGCAUUGACGUUGCUGCCCACGUGGCCGAGGACCUCGGCAAAGCUUUUGGUUCCCGCUUUGGUGGCGGAAAUGUGGAGGUUUUGAAGACCAUGGUGGACCAGGGAUUCAAGGGUCGCAAAUCAGGAAAAGGUUGCUACGUCUACCAGCCAGGAAGUAAAGCCAAACAGGUUAACCCAGAUAUUGGAGACAUCCUGGAGAAAUUUAAGAUGACACCAAACCCUGCUGUUUCAUCGGACUCUGAUGUGCAGUACAGGCUUGUUUCCCGAUUCGUCAACGAGGCCGUGCUGUGUUUGCAAGAGGGCAUUUUGAACAACCCCUUGGAAGGAGACAUCGGCGCUGUGUUUGGGCUGGGAUUCCCCCCGUUCCUCGGAGGUCCUUUCCGUUUCGUGGACAGCUUCGGCGCUGACAAACUGGUGGCCAAGAUGAGGCAAUUUGAAGCCGUCUACGGAAAUCAGUUCACGCCGUGCCAGCUCCUACUGGAUCACGCAAAAGACGCCAGCAAGAAAUUUCACAAGUGACCGACUCACCGUGUGUGCCAGUAGCUCCAUAAUAAUAAAAUAAUAAUAAUAAUAAUAAUAAUAUAAUAAAACUCUACUAUGCCACUAGGAUGUGCCUAACAUUUCUAUCAUGCGUAGAGGGUAAACAUGCAGUGAAUGGAAAUACACCUUGUUGACAGUUUAUUGGGUGCACCAGCCUUAAAUGCUGCCAUAUAAUCCUACAAUAAGCCCUUUAUUUUAUAGUUUUGGAGAGGUGUUGUGUUUAAUGAGCUGUUUCUAGGUAGAAAGAUAUUAAAAUUAGGCACCUUCCAAAAUUGUACCAUCACAAUCCUCAUGGUCCGACUGUAUUAGUGGUUAACAGGUGUAUCUAAUAAACUGGAAACUGGGCAAUGUCUUUUACAGCAUUGACUGGAUGUUUAGCUUAAAGGGGCAUACGGAGGCCAAUUAUUCACACAUCGCCUAUGUACAAACAAUGUAGAUGCAUAAGAAUUAAACACCCAGGUUCCAACAGGGAGUUUAAUUCUUAAUUAUUAAUGAAUGUCUACCAGUAUGGUUUCGGGGAAAUGUCUUUUCAUUUUUGUACAUUGAAGACUUUUCCGGCUUUGGUUUGGAUGUAAAUGUGACGCUUGAAUAAAAAUAAAACAAUUUUGUUAUUGAA
Mugil cephalus (flathead mullet) is the source of this 3007-nucleotide messenger RNA. RefSeq names its product hydroxyacyl-CoA dehydrogenase trifunctional multienzyme complex subunit alpha b (gene hadhab). Gene Ontology annotation, biological process: fatty acid beta-oxidation. Gene Ontology annotation, cellular component: mitochondrial fatty acid beta-oxidation multienzyme complex; mitochondrion. Gene Ontology annotation, molecular function: enoyl-CoA hydratase activity; NAD+ binding; long-chain (3S)-3-hydroxyacyl-CoA dehydrogenase (NAD+) activity. Lineage: Eukaryota; Metazoa; Chordata; Actinopteri; Mugiliformes; Mugilidae. The transcript is spliced from 20 exons. The coding region runs from base 79 to 2370 and encodes 763 amino acids. The record is from RefSeq and is a predicted model, not a curated record.